UUUCUCACUGGGUUCUUCUCCCUUUCCACAGACUUUGUUCAACACCCCCACACCCUUCAAUUGAGCACUGUAUACGUGGAACCACGCAACUACACCUCGCUAUCCGCCAUGGUCCACCUCAACCGUGUAGCCACCGACCUCGAGGUCUCCGAGACCAAGAAAUCCCUCGUCGAAUCCUUCUCGAAGCUCGCUUUCGACGACGAUGACGAGGGCGACGACUUCACCGCCACGGUUUACGGGAGCAAGUACGCCGCGCAAGAUUUGCCCAAACAUGAAAUGCCCGAUCGCGAGAUGCCCUCGCAAGUGGCGUAUCGCAUGAUCAAGGAUGAUUUGACGCUUGAUGGCACGCCGACGUUGAAUCUUGCUUCCUUUGUCACUACGUACAUGGAAGACGAAGCCGAGAAACUCAUGGUCGAUGCCUUUAGCAAAAACUUCAUCGAUUACGAAGAGUACCCCGUCAGCGCCGAUAUCCAAAACCGAUGCGUCUCCAUGAUCGCCCGCCUAUUCAACUGCCCAAGCUCCGAAGAUGCUCAUUCCGUGGGAACCUCGACCAUCGGAAGCUCCGAGGGGAUCAUGCUGGGCGUGCUGGCUAUGAAGAAGGUCUGGGCCAACAAACGCAAGGCGGCUGGCAAGCCCUACGAUAACCCCAACAUCAUCAUGAACUCGGCUGUGCAGGUCUGCUGGGAGAAGGCGGCUAGAUACUUUGACGUGGAGGAGCGAUAUGUGUACUGCACUGCCGAUCGCUACGUGAUAGAUCCCAAGGAAGCCGUCGAUCUCGUCGACGAAAACACAAUCGGUAUCUGCGCCAUUCUUGGAACGACAUACACUGGAGAAUACGAAGACGUAAAAGCAAUCAACGAUAUCCUUAUUGAGAGAAAUCUCGACGUCCCCAUCCAUGUCGACGCAGCCUCCGGCGGCUUCGUCGUCCCCUUCGUCAACCCAGGUCUAGAGUGGGACUUCCGCCUCCCCAAAGUCGUCUCCAUCAACGUAUCUGGCCACAAAUACGGUCUCGUAUACCCAGGUGUCGGCUGGGUGGUGUGGCGCGAUCCCGAAUUCCUGCCCAAAGAGCUAGUCUUCAACAUCAAUUACCUCGGCGCUGACCAAGCGUCUUUCACGCUGAAUUUCUCGAGGGGUGCGAGUCAGAUCAUCGGACAGUACUACCAGAUGAUUCGGCUCGGCAAGAGAGGAUACAGAAGGGUGAUGCUGAAUCUGACGCGCACUGCCGACUACCUAUCCGCGAAUCUGGAGGAGCUGGGCUUCCUCAUCUUAUCGCAGAAGAGCGGCGAAGGUCUCCCGCUCGUCGCCAUCAGUCUCGACGAGGACCUGGGCAAGAAAUACGACGAGUUCGCCAUUGCCCACCAACUCCGCGAGCGUGGCUGGGUCGUCCCCGCGUACACCAUGGCGCCGCACUCGGACAAAAUGAAACUCAUGCGCGUAGUCGUGCGCGAAGACUUCACCAAAUCGCGCUGUGACGCGCUGAUCCAGGAUUUCAAGCUCGCGCUGCAGACGCUGGAUGCUAUGGAUGCUCAGCGGUUGAAGGAACAGAAAGACCAUGCCGCGGAAUUCCACAUGCGCAGACGCUCCACGCUUCUUGGGAAUCAAGCCCCCGUCUCCCCUACGGCGAACAAACACGCUAGACAUUUUUCCGACGAUCACAGCUUGCAGGCUCAGCAUGGGAAGACGCAUGCUGUGUGCUGAUGUGGCAUUUGAGGCUGAAAACACGGCGUUUCUGUCGACGUGCUGAAGACUGAGUCACUGCUGGCGAGCUUUUGCGUGGAACAACUUCAGAUUCGCUGCCGUGUGGUUAUGCGCUGACUUGUCAACGAUGAGCUAUUGUAUAUCUCUAAGCGAUGGAGUCGCGAAUACGAGAUCAUCUUAUCGUUGUGUGAAUUUUUCGUUUUUCUUUUCUGUGUCUUUCUCGGCGUCUGCAGUUCGAUUUUCUUUCUUUCUAGGGAAUAUAUAUGGAGAUGUAUCAGUUUGCGUUUAACUAUGCUUACUAAGGAAAAAAAUGAAUAAAAAGAAACAGCUUACUACCUUGACUUCUUAUCUUUGCUCUUACUAAAACGUGGGUUAGGAUUUUCUACCCCCCUGUUUUCCCUGACAUUGAAAAAUGCAGGGUUUUUUUUUUUUAAACAGUGUGGCUAAUCUUACUACUUUUGCAGCUAUACACUUCCUCCUGUGCGUAACGUACGUAGAUGUUCUGAUUAUUGACAUGAUGUAUCACGAUCUACUAAUGUUACUAAAAAAGAAACCCGCCCUGCUGUUACUUUUAGCAAUCCUCUAUUUCCCAACAUUCGUUCCAACUCAUCAGUAAAAAAGAACAGAAAAAAACCCGACAGCUUCUCCCCCCUCAUCUACC
This is a messenger RNA of Periconia digitata, 2359 nucleotides long. The record is from the annotation of a GenBank genome assembly. Lineage: Eukaryota; Fungi; Ascomycota; Dothideomycetes; Pleosporales; Periconiaceae.